Messenger RNA from Erigeron canadensis, 351 nucleotides. RefSeq names its product rapid alkalinization factor-like. Lineage: Eukaryota; Viridiplantae; Streptophyta; Magnoliopsida; Asterales; Asteraceae. The record is from RefSeq and is a predicted model, not a curated record. The coding region runs from base 1 to 351 and encodes 116 amino acids. The transcript has a single exon.
AUGGCUAAAAACGUUUGUUUGUUUCUUGUUAUAAUCUUAGCAAUCUCUUUUCCAUGUUUUCAAACAACCGUGUCCAUGUUACCCCAGUGGUCUGUACUAAGCCGUCUGUCUGGAGGGGCAUCUCGUCAACUCGUGGAUGACACGAUUGAUAUGAGGGAAGAAAUGAUGAUGGAGUCAGAAAGUGCUCGUAGAAUCCUGGCCGGAAGGGGAUAUAUAAGCUAUGGUGCAAUGCAUAAGAAUAAUGUGCCGUGUAACCAACGAGGUCAAUCGUAUUACGAUUGUAACAGUAGAGGUGAGGCUAACCCGUAUAAUCGAGGGUGUAAUGUUAUUACUAGGUGUGGUGGUCGCUAA